Messenger RNA from Rangifer tarandus platyrhynchus (Svalbard reindeer), 582 nucleotides. NCBI's taxonomy places the organism in Eukaryota, Metazoa, Chordata, Mammalia, Artiodactyla, Cervidae. The record is from the annotation of a GenBank genome assembly.
AUGACGAGAGGGCAGGCCGUGGCUGCCACAGUCAAGGUCACCUUCAAGAUUACUGCCCACCCCUUCAUCUGUUCAAGACAGAGAAAGAGCAGGACCCCAGUAGUGCUGGCUGAGAAUGGAGAGUCAGUAGACCAGAUGGGGCAGGAGGAUAGAAUCCAGCGCGUGAAUAAAGCACCCCCGGACCUGGCGCAGAUGCAUCCGGGCCAGUGCCACUGCGCACGCGCCGGUUCGUGCCAAGGAUGGGGCGGUGGAGUGGGCGGGGCGGUUACCUCCCGGACCAAUCGGAAGCGAAAGUCCCCGCCCCCCCGGGCUGGUGGACCGAGCUUGACCCCGGCGGUGGGCGGAGAAGGCGGGGCCAGCUGCGCGGCCGCGGAGGGGGCGGGGCCCGGGGCCUGGAGGCGGGGCUUGGUGCUGUCAGUCCCGCGCCCGCCGCUGCCGCCGCGGUUCCUUACAUGCCGUGGCCCGGUGGCUGCCGGCGCUGCUGACCGCCGUCCGCCGCCUCGGCAUCCCGAACCGCCUUCCGCCGUGCCGGGCCGGCGCGCAGGUAAGGCCGGCCGCACUGCCGAGCCAUCGCGUCCCUAA